Gadus chalcogrammus (walleye pollock) is the source of this 4599-nucleotide messenger RNA. Its product is annotated as proprotein convertase subtilisin/kexin type 5. Bases 51 to 2945 code for a protein of 964 amino acids. Gene Ontology annotation, molecular function: protein binding. The transcript is spliced from 16 exons. NCBI's taxonomy places the organism in Eukaryota, Metazoa, Chordata, Actinopteri, Gadiformes, Gadidae. The record is from RefSeq and is a predicted model, not a curated record.
CAAAGCCAUUCAGGACAGCGUCUUUAUAGAUGUGAGUCCUCGCGGUUGCAAUGAAGCUCGCCAUCGCGUUUCUGAUGCUGUACUUUGCCGGAUCCACUCAGAGUAGAGCUCCGACGUCGUGUGAGGCCGGGCGGUUCCUCUUCAAGCACCAGUGCGUCCUGUGCCACCCCACCUGCUCCGAGUGCGAGGGCCACGAGCUCUUCGAAUGCACCACCUGUGGAGUCGAUGAGGACGGACACGAGCGGUACCUCCACCAGCGCCGCUGCCGGCUCCACUGCCCCCGGGGGACCUACUCGGACCGCGGCCGGCGGGUCUGCCUGCCCUGCAUGGCCAACUGCGAGCUCUGCAGCGACGCCAACGUCUGUGCCAAAUGCCGGGAGCACUACAGCCUCCUGAACGGCGUCUGUCAGAAGGCCUCCUGUGAACUGGGGCAGUCAGAGGAUCCAGACACGGGGGAGUGCGUGGACUGCGCCGUGGGCUGUAGGGAAUGCUCCACAGAUGACCCUGAGAUCUGCUCCAGCUGUGCGGAAAGUCACUUUCUCUUCAGGCAGCAGUGCCGUAGACACUGCCCCCAGAGCACCUACGAGGACCCGGAGAGGAGGCUGUGCCAGCUCUGCAGCGCGCCCUGCACCGAGUGCAGGAGUGACACACACUGCCUGGCCUGCCAGACCGGACACUUCAUGAAUGACGGGGAGUGUGUGAAGCAGUGUCCCCGGCAGAGCUUCCCUGACGCCGAUGGGUGGCGCUGCCAGACCUGCCACAGCUCCUGCCAGUCGUGUCACGGGCCGCGCUCCACCCACUGUGACUCCUGUGUGGGCGGGAAGCCAUCGGUCCACGGCCAGUGCCCCCUGGUCAGCUGUCCAGAGGGCCAGUACGACAAGAGCGGUGAAUGCCAUUCUUGUGAUUCCUCCUGCAAGACCUGCUUUGGUCCACAAGCUUUGGACUGUUCAACUUGUUUUACAGGUCAUCUCCUGGACCCUGAGAGUUCAUGUGUAGAGCACUGCCCGCAAGGGACCUACGCCAACACCUCCACCCAGCUGUGUGAGGCCUGCUCCACUAACUGUGAGGCCUGCCUGGGCUCCAGCGACGUGUGCACCAGCUGCUCACGAAGUAGCUACAUCUUCCUCCACCAGGGAAAGUGCUGGUCCAACUGCCCAGAAGGAUUCUUCGAGACAAACGAAGGGUCCUGUGAAGCCUGCGACGGCUCCUGUCUGACGUGCGACGCCGGCCCCACCCAGUGCCUCUCGUGUGCCGAGGGCCGCUUUCUGGAGAGCGGCGGCUGCGGCCUCAACUGCUCCCUGCGGACCUUCCCCGGGGAGGACGGCACCUGCCGGCGCUGCCCGCCUCACUGCGACGUCUGCUCGGACCAGAGGACCUGUUUCAGGUGCAGCUUCCUGUACCUGAUCCUGAACGGCGCCUGUAAGGCCAGCUGCCCCGCGGGGUACUAUGACGACAUGGAGGAUGGCCGCUGCGGCACCUGCCACCCCACCUGCAGCACCUGUUUCGGGCCCCUGGCCGACGACUGCGAGACGUGCUCCAAGGCCGCGCCCAAGCUGUACGACGGGGCCUGUGCCACGGACUGCCCCCCCGGCACCUACUACGAGACCGCAGCCAUGGAAUGCCAAGAGUGCCACCAGACAUGUGCGAGAUGCUUCGGCUCUGAGGCCAACCAGUGUACCCAGUGUGAGAGAGGCCUAGUGCUGGACCCAAGCACCUUGUUGUGUGGCGUGACUGGUGACACUGAAUGCCCGCCCAGAACCUACCUGCACGACGACCAGUUCACCUGCAAGGCCUGCCACCGCCAGUGCCACUCCUGCAGCGGGCAGGGCCAGGACCAAUGCCUGACGUGCACUGCGCCUAAGUUCCUCUACAACAGAACGUGUGUGACUGUGUGCCCUGCCAGGACGUUCAGCUCUCAGCAGGCGGCCGAUGGGGCGGAGUUGAGGGCCUGUCUACCAUGUGACCACGUGUGUGCCGCCUGUUCGGGGCCUUCCCCUAACGACUGCCUCACCUGCUCACCUGGAUUUCUGCGUCUCCAAACUCUCUGUUUGUCCAGUUGUCCCGCAGGGUACUACCGAGAAGGCUCCAGCUGUGAGGAGUGUGACCGCUCCUGUGAACAGUGCACGGGCCCGGGGCCUGGGUCCUGCCAAGCCUGCGCUGCUCCUUUGUUGGAGCUGCUGGGCACGAGGCUGUGCGUGGAGCGUUGCCCACGCCGGUUCUAUCAACUCGACGCCGUCUGCCAUCGUUGCCACAUCAGCUGCCAGACCUGCACGGGAGAUGCCUCUCCUAAGAGCUGCCUGACGUGUGACUUGGGCAACACCCUGUUGGAUAACGUAUGUUACCCACGGUGUGAGGAGGGCAAGUACUACGCACAAAAGGACCUUUGUGAGCCAUGCCACAGCUCGUGCAGACACUGUGCCGGUGCAGGGCCUGCCCACUGUCUAUCCUGCUUACCCCAUUUCGGCCUCCACGCCAUGGAGGGCCGAUGUGCCCCUUGCUGCCAAACCCGGGGGAACGACACAAACUGCUGCGUGUGUGACACAAUCACAGCCCUGUGUACAGAGGCCCCUCUGCCCAAGUCGGGAGAUCUCGGCGGGAAGGCAAACCUGAACACGGAGCCCGCCAGGAGCGAAGGGCACGCAUUGGCUGGCCUCCCCUUGGCCCUGCUGCUGGCACUUGGACUGGCGCUGGCCGUGUUCGCCCUGGUCAGGGCGCGGGCCAAGAAGAGGCUGUGUUGGCACCGCAGCUACGAGAGACUGAGCGGGAGCGCGAGAGGCACAAUGCCCCACGGCGUGCCCGAGCCAGAUGGCGGCGGCGAGGCGGACGUGGUGUACACCACCAAGGGGGGGUCGGUGUACCGCCGCUACAGCUUCUACCACGACCAAGACCCCGACGCCGCCCAGCACGACGCGGAUGACAACGUGGACUCCCUCAACCGAUCCUAGACGAAUAGACAGAACGCCGCCGCGGUGCCUAUGAUAGUGAACAUUCACACACACAAGUUUAUAUAAAUUCUUCAUGGGUGGGGGGAAGGGGAGAAGAACAGAGUAGUUUAGGUGAUUUUUAGAAGCCAAUGUCAUCAAGUGCCUGCUAAAUGCAACGCUCAGUAGGCAGCAGAAUUGUUUUAUGUUAUAAGCAGUGUUGGGGUAGUUACUCAAAAAAAGUAAUUAGUUACUGAUUACUAAUUACUUCUGUAAAUUGUAAUGAGAUUACAUUACUAGUUACUGCAUUUGAAAAGUAACUUCACUACUUAUUACUUUACUUUCCCGUUUCUUAACUUACUGUGGAUACAUGGACAAACAUCAUAGCCCUAUCAUCACUUAGUGUUUAUUGUAUAAAUCUAUAUAUAAACCAUAUGAAAGAACAAUAUCCCUGUCUGCACAAAGAUAUGCCUCACUGUAAAAUCCACAAACAGGAUAAGGUAGGCUUUGGUGUGGUCAGUCAGUAGCAACACACAAGUUUCAAAACACAGGCUUUGGGAAACAUGAGAACAUAAAUGAAGUGGUCAAUGAAAAAUAUAAAAAGGUCACUUCAUCCCAUACAAUUAAAACAGAAAUGCACUUAAGUGGCGAUGACACAGGCUGUUACUUUAUGUGGUCCAAAGGCUGAUUAACCUGAUCUAUUUCGCAAAAAAUGGCAUCGUAAGUGUCUUCCUCUCACCCUCUUGCAGGCAAGAGCAGACUUCUCAAGUUUGAAAGUAAUGCUGUCUAUCCAGUGCACCGUCAUUCCUAAUUAGGAAUGACGGUGAACUGGAUAGACAGCAUUACUAUAAAACUUUCGAAAAAAGUUACUUGGGAAUCGUAUCUUUUUGGGGGUGCUUAUCACAUUGUCCUGCGUACUACGGUGAGGGUUUCUGUGCGCCCUAACAAUUAAUCCUGCGCCCCUUCCCUUCUCCGUUCCGUUUGGGAACAUGUUUGGUUUAAUUUCGCUUGUUUCGUAUAUUUUUAUUAAUUAAUUAAGGGCGCCCCCAACACAUUUGCCGCCCUAGGCGAUCGGUCGCCUGUGCCGAUCGCCGGCCCUGCAUGCACGCACCACAACAAAUCAGAACUUACACGCAAGCAAACACGGCUUGGGUAACGCAGGAAAGCGCGUUACUAUAGUCUAGUAAAGUAGUAUCGUUACCGAUAUUUAAAAUGUAAUGAGUUACUUUACUUCGUUACCCAAAAAAGUAAUAUUGUUACUGUAACGCGUUACUUUGUAACGCAUUAAAAAUACGCGCUGUAGCGCGUACUUUUCAUUGACCACUUAAUUUUUGCGUUACUUUGUAACGCGUUACCCCCAACACUGGUUAUAAGAUGUAGAAAUAUAACAAAUUGUAAACAUUUGCAAGUUUACGACUGAAUGCUGAUUUAUUUGUGUAAAUAUAAGACAUAGCUGCAAUAAAGGUUUUUUUUCUGCAUGAUAUAUAAAAGGAAUCAAAUUAGUAAACAAUUGUUGCUGUAAUAAUGUCAAAAACAUGUAGGCAGAUGCAUUUAUUUUUACUCAAUACUUUUAUUAUAUGUUGUGCCUUAAGUACAAGGAAGCAAAUUACUGCCAAAAUUGAGUAUGUUUUUUAUAACUUCGAUUGUUGACUUGAACAGAUGUGUAAAAUAAACUAUG